Messenger RNA from Sesamum indicum (sesame), 2175 nucleotides. RefSeq names its product Major facilitator superfamily protein (gene G3PP5). The record is from RefSeq and is a predicted model, not a curated record. Gene Ontology annotation, molecular function: transmembrane transporter activity. NCBI's taxonomy places the organism in Eukaryota, Viridiplantae, Streptophyta, Magnoliopsida, Lamiales, Pedaliaceae. Gene Ontology annotation, biological process: transmembrane transport. Gene Ontology annotation, cellular component: endoplasmic reticulum membrane.
UCCGCUCUCCUAAAUUGACCAAUCAAACUCCAAACUCUUCCUUCACCACUACGAUAUCACCAUAUGACACAAUCAACUCGUACCAGCCUAUUCAUUCAUAGAACAGCUGCCCCAGAAAGUUCAAACAAAUGAACUUUAUGGGGGGGGGUGGGGAAAUAUGAAAUCAAGAACACAUAGAUUCAUUCACACCGAACCCUGAUCCUCAGAUCAACCAAAACAAUCCCCACCCACCUGCUUCUCUUGUCCUAAAUCUCUCUGUUUGAAGCACAUAAACCUGUCCUGAUAGACGCAUAUACCAUUAAUAGCAAAUUCUUGAUAAUAAUAUGAUGCAGCUCAAGCCCCUUACCCUUUCUCUUCCACCACAGCCACCGCCGGGUCUGAGAUGGUUCCCCAGCCUCGCCGGUCCAGAAAAGACCCUCAAAUUCCAUCAAUUUCUGGUUCUCCUCCUCACUUUCAUUGCCUACGCUGCGUUCCACGCUUCCCGUAAACCCCCGAGCAUAGUUAAAUCCAUUCUUACAGUGUCGGAUUCUGAUCAAUACCCGUCUCAAUUUACGGGAAGCUCAGUUCAUAAUAAAACUGGGUGGGCCCCCUUCGACGGGCCCCGUGGCCCCCACCGUCUCGGGGAGCUUGAUCUCUCCUUCCUAUUGGCUUACGCCAUUGGCAUGUAUGUCUCGGGCCACAUUGGUGAUACAGUUGAUUUAAGAAUUUUCUUGACUAUUGGGAUGGUGGGGAGUGGCAUUUUUGUGAUACUCUUUGGGUUGGGGUAUUUUCUCGAUUUGCAUUCUUUAGGUGUUUUUGUGGUCAUACAGGUGUUGUGUGGGUUGUUUCAGUCUAUUGGGUGGCCUAGCGUGGUGGCGGUUGUUGGGAACUGGUUUGGGAAGGCAAAGAGAGGGUUGAUCAUGGGGGUAUGGAAUUCACAUACAUCAAUAGGUAACAUUGUUGGGUCUUUAGUAGCUUCUUCUGUUUUGCGUUAUGGAUGGGGUUGGUCGUUUGUUCUGCCGGGCAUUCUUAUCAUGCUGUCGGCAGCUUUUGUUUACUUAUUUCUUGUUGUGCAUCCUGAAAAUAUUGGACUUGAGUCAUCUGGAAAGGAUGUUGAGAUGAGUGUUGAAGGAGUAGCAUUGGUUGAUUCUGAGAAAAUUGAGACUCUAGAUGGGGGGGUGAGGGAAUCUGAGGACGAGGAGGGUUCAGUUGCCAUAGGUUUCUUGGAUGCAUGGAGGUUGCCACAUGUGGCGUCAUAUGCCUUCUGCUUGUUCUUCUCUAAGCUUGUGGCAUACACAUUUUUGUAUUGGUUGCCCUUUUACAUUAGCCACACAGCUGUUGCCGGAGCAAAUGUAUCCCAUACAACUGCUGGGAUACUCUCAACAAUUUUUGACAUUGGAGGAGUAAUUGGUGGAAUUUUAGCAGGUUUUAUGUCUGAUAUGAUUGAGGCUCGUGCGGUUACUUCAGUUAUAUUUUUGUUGCUAUCUAUUCCUACCCUUAUUUUUUAUCGCGUUUAUGGAAGUAUAUCAAUGCUGACAAACACGGUGCUAAUGUUUGCAUCUGGUUUACUUGUAAAUGGACCUUAUGCACUAAUAACAACAGCAGUUGCUGCUGAUCUCGGAACCGAUAGCGUGACAAGAGGGAACGCCCGUGCUUUAGCUACUGUUACAGCAAUUAUAGACGGUACUGGCUCUGUAGGUGCUGCUCUUGGGCCUCUUCUGGCUGGAUAUAUUUCAACUAGAGGAUGGAACAGUGUUUUCUUUAUGCUUAUUGUUUCAACAUCAAUAGCUGGCUGUUUGUUGAUUCGUGUUGUCAAAAAUGAAAUUAGAGGAAAGCUGAAUGAGGGUAAAUGGCUUUGGUUCAGUAUAAUUUCUCAUUGACAUGGACCUCAUAUAGGCAUCCUUGGCAGUUAUAUUCUUAUCCCCACACAAGACAAUAUCCCCACAUAAGAUUUUGACUGAGAGCCAUUGAAGAUAUACUCAGGUGCAUUUUUAUUAAGCAUCUAUAUGUACAGCAAAACUGUUGUGUAGCUGCUUUCCACGCAUGAGGACUUAUGAUUAUUACUAGGAAAUGCUCUUUCUACAAGCACGCAGUGAAUUUGGCAUUCCUUGAUUAGGAGAUUUUCUUAUUAGGAAACGCUCUUUCUACAAGCACACAGUGAAUUUGGAAAUUUCUUGAUUAGGAGAUUCAAGUGUU